Messenger RNA from Leopardus geoffroyi (Geoffroy's cat), 1713 nucleotides. RefSeq lists its product as uncharacterized. The transcript is spliced from 3 exons. Bases 64 to 1713 code for a protein of 549 amino acids. Lineage: Eukaryota; Metazoa; Chordata; Mammalia; Carnivora; Felidae. The record is from RefSeq and is a predicted model, not a curated record.
GGGUCACCCAUCGCAGUCCUGCCCUCCAUCUCCCUGACACCACCUGCUCACUGAAGCUUUGUCAUGUUGCUGCCACUGCUGGGCGCCUGUGCUGUGGUGGGACCAUUCCAGGGCCCUGAGUGGGAGCCAGUGCGGGGCCUACUUUCUGAGGAUCGCAGCUGCAGGGACCCUCGGUGCUGUGGCAACCUGCUUGUGCUCUGCCUCUUUCUGAUCUGGCAGGUCCAGAGCUGUUGGCACCGGGUCACCAGGACCCACCCCAGCACGAGGAAGCUCACCAAGAUGCCACCGCAGAAGUGGGCGGUGCCCUCCACGAGACAUGACACUUGUUUGAGGCUGACCCCUGAAUUCUUCUUCAGUCCUGGAGAUUUCCGUGGCCUGGAUGCUCACGUCCAACAACGGGCACAAAAGAAGAUGUAUGAACACCGGAGGAGCCUCCAGGAAUCAUGGACCCGAUACAUGGUCUCUUGGCAGCACCCGUGUCAGGACCCACCUUGGGAUUUCCACACUCCUUCUGAUCCCAUCUUUUGCACCACCUCUUUCUCAAGCACCUGUAUGCUCCCUCAGGACGGUGCUCGGGAAGCACGGCCGGUACCCUGGUGUCUCAGUGAAGAGCAGUCUCACCUGAUUUGCAGGCCACCAUCCCCUUCCCUGGACAUGUACCAAAGGAUGGGGCAGCUGUUUGUCCACUCCCAGGGAGAACUGGUGCCACUGGAGCUUGUUGUUAGCAUGAGGUCCCACCUCACACCCAUGACGCUAGCCACCUCUCUCUCAAACCUCCUUUCAUCUCAGAGGGUGCAUUUCUGCUCCGGAGAGUUCCUGCUGGGUCCUUCCAACCACGUGGGAGUGUCCCCCUGGAAGUCCUGGGUCUGCCCACAAGAGGCCUGGGCACUAGGGACAGAAAACCAGGUGCUAGGCAGAGAGGAUAGUAGAGAGACCCAGGCUGUAGGGUGGGGGAACUGGACAGAGAGCAGUAGGGAGGAUGCUCGGGAGAUCCAGGCAACUGGAAGGCAGCUCUCAGUGAACUCUGAGAUGGAGGAUGAUGCAGGGACCAAGGUCCUGGAGUGGAGAAGCCAGAGACUAGUCAUAGGUAAGACUGAUGGAGAUAUCCUGACACCAGGGCCAAAGAGCCAGGACCAGAUGGGAAUUGAGAAUAGAGCUAAAAUUCAGGAACUAGAGAAUAGAAACAAGAGGGAGGCUGAGGGUGAGAAUCCUCCUGAAACCCAAGCACAUACGGCAGAGAACCAGGAACAUUUAAGAUGUAAAGCUGAUGCAGAGACUCAAACACCAAAGUGGGGGAACCAGGAUAAGAGUAGAAAUGAGGAUGCUGUAGAGACCCAGGCAUUUGAGAAGAACAAGAAAGAGGCCAGAGGAGAGGAUGAAGGAAGGACCCACACCCAAGGAUUGGGGAAGCAGGGCCAGACUAGAAGUGAGAAUGGUAAGGAGGCCCAGGUGUCAGGGUGGGGAAAGCAAGACAAGAUUAGAGAUGAUACUGGUAUAGAAAUUCAGGCACAAGAGAGGAGAAACAAGGCCCAGAUUGGAGGUGAGAUUGCUGUGCGAACCCAGCGCCCGUCCCUCGACGGAGAUCGCGCCUUGGCGUCGCCCUGGGCUUGCGCAGCUGCGUUAGCCCCCACUUCGCCCUCUGGCGUCCGGGGCGGGGUCUCUUUCAAGUGCGCUUGCGCACAAGCUGCGCGGGACCCCGUGCUGCUGCGGUGA